Messenger RNA from Bufo gargarizans (Asiatic toad), 3352 nucleotides. RefSeq names its product 2-oxoglutarate and iron dependent oxygenase domain containing 3 (gene OGFOD3). Gene Ontology annotation, cellular component: membrane. The record is from RefSeq and is a predicted model, not a curated record. Lineage: Eukaryota; Metazoa; Chordata; Amphibia; Anura; Bufonidae. The coding region runs from base 109 to 1071 and encodes 320 amino acids. The transcript is spliced from 9 exons. Gene Ontology annotation, molecular function: oxidoreductase activity, acting on paired donors, with incorporation or reduction of molecular oxygen; iron ion binding; L-ascorbic acid binding.
CAUCCAUGUCUCCGGUUGCUCUGGCCUCGACUGCUCUGGCCUGGCGCUCAGUGUCUGCCCAAUGUGUAGUCUCCACGUCGGAGCGCCGAGCUUCAGUGACCGCUCACUAUGACAACGAAGCACCGGCGGCGGCUGAGAGUGACCGGAGAGAACGGGGAGGCGGCGGGGCCUAGCCGAGGAGCUCAGGGAGGGAAGCCUAGCUUUAAGAGGAGCCGUACAUCUGGAAGGUCAUGGAGAAGUCCUCUGCUUUGGGGCGUCUUUGCUGUGAUCGUGGCCGUUUCCGGUAUCUUCCUUAUUUGGGGUUACCCCGGUGGAGAGUUGAUGGAGGUCCUGGCUUCUCAGCAGGAGACCCUUCAGCAUAAAUUCUACGCGGUGCCCUGCUCCCAGGAUUACGGCAACCACAAGAAGUUUACAGGGUGCACCCCGCUGAAAUGUGGGCGAGCGGUGACUGACGCGGUGAUAACCCAAGAGGAGGCCAGGAGGAUGCUGAGGAUAGCUGAGGCGGGAUUGUCCCUCGGAGGCUCUGACGGAGGGGCGUCUAUUCUAGACCUGCACUCAGGAGCGCUGUCAAUGGGGAGGAAUUUUGUAAAUAUGUAUCGGUAUUAUGGAGAGCAGAUGAAAGAGAUUGUGACUGAGGAGGAUUUUCUGCUGUAUCGUAACGUGCGGCGCAGAAUCCAGCAGGAGAUCACCAGAACCUUCGAUCUCGACGCCGCCUCUUUGUAUCUGACCAAACCCACCUUCUUCUCCCGGAUGAACAGCUCCGAAGCCAAAACCACACAUGACGAAUACUGGCACCCACACAUCGACAAGGUCACCUAUGGAUCUUUUGACUACACGUCCUUGCUCUAUUUGUCUGACUACUCCAAAGACUUCGGCGGUGGAAGGUUCAUAUUCAUUGAUGAAAAGAUGAACAGCACAGUGGAGCCCAGACUCGGUCGCUUGUCGUUCUUCACGUCUGGAUCAGAGAAUUUACAUCGAGUGGAGAAAGUGAGCUGGGGCACCAGAUACGCCAUAACCAUCUCAUUCACCUGCAACCCUGACCACAGUAUUGUGGACCCAACCUGGACGUAAAACUGGAUCCAGAAACCAAAGAGCCAGGCGGGAAUGUAUCAUUGCACUCUAGACCUGGAUACAGAAUCUCAGAUGAAUGUACCAAUUGACGGAGGGUCAUGUAUCCCAUGUUCUUGGCCCAAUAUGGACAUUGCUAAAGUGAAAAACACUGUCCUAUGGAUGUUUUGAAUGUAACAAAGUCCCAGAAUAGAUCCGUACAGCAUUGGAUAGGACCCAACAUUAACUUGUGGUCGUAAAGCUGAUUCUUCUCAGCCACAGUAAUGCUUUUGUUGAUCUAAUUAAUAUUGGACAGAAUCAAUAGAAACUGAGUCUAUUUGUUUUCAAUCAGGUUGUAAUAAUUUUUUUGAAAAGGUGUGGGGAGGGGUUCCUUUGGUAAUUAGGCCAUGCCUUUGACGGUUGUGGAUCAGAGAGAAUUCAUCACCUCUGUAUCAUUACUAUCCCAGUUUAGCUAUUGAUGGGACAGGUGUAACCACAGAAGCUACUACACUAGAGGAUGUACUUUGAUGGUACCUUGUGGUUCUUUGGUUCUACCAUCUUUUAUCUGUAUUUACAACGCUCCUGGCUUUCUACAGAACUUAGCUUAAUUUGGGCUUAGCAAUUGUCCAUGUAUCUAUUGGGUGACUACUGCAGAUCACCAUUGUCUUGUAUCAUCUGCUGUUGUCAUUGAGAACUUCCUGUUCCUUGCAACUGUUACCUUCACCCCCCUCAAGAAGGAGCACUACCUCCCUUUGAGCUUCUGUUGGGUGCAAAGUUAGGAGGAGGAUGUUGUUCUCUUCAGUAUUUUCUUCAGGCAAUAUGGUGGCCAUAAACGUGAUUUGGUUUUGGUGGUUGUGGGGGCUGGUGACUAGGAACUCCACUCCCUUAAUCAUUCAAGUAUUCAUUUCAGUCAAGUUAUACUAGGUGAUGACCACUAAUGGCCACCUUUACUGUGCCUAUAUGAGGUUGCCCUCUAGCUUUCCAUAGACUGUGGUGAAAGUAUAGAUUAAAUUUAAAACUUCAGUAUUGAGGUGCUCUCUCUGUGACUUCACCCCGUCACACAGAUAAUGUUGGAAAGGAUGGGGAGAUCCAUGCCCUCUGUGAAGACACUUCAUCGGUGCAACUGAACGACCAGGCUGAUAAGGAUUGUAGGGUAGUAGAAGGGUUAAUGGAUGCAUAUUUGGUUGUCUAGGGCUGUGAAUAGGUUAAUGCCUCUUGCUGGUGGUUUAGAAUAGUGGAGGGGUAAUACCUGUUUGUUGGUCUUAAGAGAAGAAGGGGUGUGCUAGAGGUUUAGGGUGGUAGAAAGGAUUAAAACCAUCAUCCUUGGUGGUCUAGGGUAAUGAAGGGAUUAAUAUGAGCUUCUCUAUUGGUCUAUGUUUUUGGCAGGGUUCAUUUUUACUUAAUUCAGUCAUAUUAUUUAAAAACAUGGAAGGUGAUAGCAUCUUUAACAUGCAAUCAACUUGGACCACUGCUCUUUUCUUGAAGGGAGGGACCUCGGCAGUUUGGCUGAAUUUGCAUCUGCUGUAAGAAGAUCCAGCUGCCUGAUCAGAUACAAAUGCCGGCUGUGAGCCAGACCAGAAACCACUGGAUGCAACAUUUUUUGGCUGGUCAAAACCCAGAAAGUGGCCAGAUCACAGCUGGAUCCCAAUAUAGUCAAAAGAGAUCUAGUAGUCAUCAGUAGGAUCCGGCAAUAACGGAAACAUUCACCAGAGAUGUGAAAAUGAACUUAGUAAGACUGUUGUGUCUUUUCGGCACCAAUUUUGUUCAGAUCUUUGUGCAGCUGAAAAUUGCACUUGUGUGACUCCAGACCAAUGAUCACUCCUCGCGAAGACCUAUAGAAUGUGGACACCUGGCUUCUGUGACACCUACCUUUUAGGAAUUUAUAGGGGCUAAAAAAAAACGGACCAGUGUUUUUCUUGGCAUGAAAACCCUUUAACCCCUUAAGGACAUGUACUGCGCUGGUGGACGUGACUUAAGUAUGGCUGGCUGAUUGGGCAGAUGCAAGAGCUGCGCCCGCCCGAUCAGCAGCACGGACCCGGCAGUCACUGACAGCCGGGCUCCUGCUGCAUACGCCAGCAUCAGUGAAAACACUGAUGCCGGUGUGUUUACCCCUUGUAUCCCGCAGUCAAAGCUUACCGCGGCAUGCAGAGGGUUCGCAGGAGGUACGGGUGCCCUCCUCUUCCCCAUCGGGUCCCCGUGCUGCAGUGGCGGGGAUCCAAUGGCAGAGAAGGCAAGCCUGAUGCCUUCCAUAGGCAUUGGAGCUUGCUUUCUACGGAAGCCUGUGAGAUCCAGCCCUUAGGCUGGG